AGAGCGAAACUGAGAGGAGCCACCACAACAAAACUUCUCCAACAAUCAAGCAAGUGGAACUACAGACCGGCUUCUCUCCUUUUCACCCCGCAUGGCUGCUGAGUUCUUGCAAAUCUAACUUCAGUGUAAAGUUCUGGUGGUGGAGGCAGAGGGGGGUCUCCGCUUGGAAAAGAUGGACCAUGUAAUAAGGACCAGGUCGCGCUGGAGAAUACCGCUAUUUAUUUGUAUCCUGCUUCACGUAACGACGACGCAAGCUGCUGAUCCCAUUGAUGUUCUGCGAGUGCUGGAUCUGUCAGAGAACAUGGAAGGGGUGUCCUUGGAGGCUGGUCUCUGCACCAGCAGGAGGGGCUUGGAGGAGAGCGACCUGGCCUACAAUAUAGACAAAAAGAUCCAGCUCAGUGCUCCAACCAAACAGCUCUUCCCUGAUUCCACCAAAUUUCCAGAAAAUUUCUCUGUGAUGACUACAGUGCGAGCUAAAAAGGGCUCCCAGUUUUUCCUGCUUUCAGUGUAUGAUGACCAGGGGGUACAGCAGCUGGGGCUGGAAGUGGGACGUUCGCCAGUCUUCCUGUAUGAGGACCAGCAUGGGCAGCCCACACCGGAAUUGUAUCCCAUCUUCAAGAAGAUCGACCUGGCUGAUGGAAAAUGGCACAGGAUAGCCUACAGUGUGCAGGACAAGUCUGUGACCCUCUACUUAGACUGUAAGAGGGUAGAGACCCUGGAUCUGCUGCGAGGGGACAACGCUGUAGUCAGCACAGAUGGUGUCACUGUGUUUGGCACUCGGCUGCUAGACGAAGAUGUAUUUGAGGGAGAUAUUCAGCAGCUACUGAUUCUGGAGGACCCCCAUGCUGCUGCGAACUACUGUGUAGACUACAUACCAGACUGUGACUCUGCGUUGCCCUACAACAGCAAAGCCCUGGUCCUGCAGGAGAACUCCCAACUUGGGUCUGAUGCUCUGAUGCAAAGUGACCAGCCUGAUGAACCAAAGGAGCACUCCAAAAAGGAAAGGAAAGGCAAAAAGAACAAAAAGAAGAGGGACAAGGGCUUUAACAUUAAAGGCAAAGGCAAGGGCAAGGGCAAGGGCAAGAAGAGAUCCAGAAAGAAGAAACAUGAAGAGGAGGGUCUUGAGGAUGGCUUCCUUAGAGUGUCCACAACAUUGCCUGAGUAUAUGUCUCAAGAACCUUUUCAGCCCACCGAGUUGCCAGAUUUUAAGAGCACCCUAGGAACUGUCAUCCUAACUGAAGACUUCGACAAGACCCUCAUGGAGAUGCCCACACGUGAGCCUGACUCUACAACAGAGUCCCCCCCUGUGGUGCCAAGUGCAUUACCUGAAUCAAAGGUUUCUGAGGAGGAGGACAAGCCAGUGAAGAAGCCAGUGAUGGAGGAGCAUGUAGAUGACCUUUACGGAGACCUCUAUGAUGAUCUCUCAGUUUCCACGGUAACAGUGGGCCCAAAUGUUACUGAAUAUGAGCAGAUUCUCGAAUAUGAAGAUUACAAGAAUGACACAGAGUCAGAGUAUGAAGAGUAUGAAAUAUACGAGGACGGCUUUGAAUUUGCAGAGCGGGAAAGAGCAGGGACGUGGGAUGGAGAGGCUAGCCUCAGAGCAGAGAAAGGCCAGAAGGGAGAGCCAGCUAUUAUUGAGCCGGGUACGAUAGCGGAAGGACCCCAAGGUCUACCAGGGCAACAGGGGCUCGCUGGCCCAGCUGGCCCAACAGGCCGUCCAGGACCCAGGGGAGAUCCUGGUGAAUUGGGACCCCCAGGACGUCCUGGUCUUGCUGGGGUUGAUGGGAUUCCAGGUUCUCCAGGAACCCUGUUGAUGCUACCAUUCCAGUAUGGAGGUGAUUCCCAGAAAGGACCUGUGGUGUCUCCCCAGGAGGCGCAGGCACAGGCUAUCCUCCAACAGACCAAGCUGUCACUAGCGGGACCUCCAGGUCCAAUGGGUCUUACAGGGCGACCAGGCCCAGUGGGAGUUCAAGGUCCCUCUGGGCUUAAAGGAGACAGCGGAGACAGUGGCCCUUCUGGACCACGUGGGUUGACAGGCUUACCAGGAAUCAAUGGAAAGCAAGGAAAGAGGGGGCCCGCAGGAGCGGACGGAGGUCGCGGAGCUCCAGGUGAAACAGGCUCUAAGGGUGACAGGGGUUUUGAUGGCCUGCCAGGUCUCCCAGGAGACAAGGGACACAGAGGGGACAGAGGAAAGCCUGGUCCUCAUGGGCCUGUCGGAGAGCCAGGAGAAAAGGGAUCUGAUGGACCUGUGGGGCCAGGAGGGCAACCAGGCGAACCCGGUUCUCGGGGUCUUGUUGGGCCGAGGGGGUCACCUGGCCCACCUGGCCAGCCGGGUAUUCGUGGAACUGAUGGAGUACAAGGGCCUAAGGGCAACCUGGGUCCAGCUGGAGAGAUAGGGCCCCCAGGUCAACAGGGAAAUCCAGGAGUACAGGGCUUGCCUGGUCCUCAGGGUCCCGUUGGAUUGCCAGGAGAGAAGGGUCCCCAGGGGAAACAAGGCAUGCAGGGACUACCGGGCAUUGAUGGCCCUACCGGUCACCCAGGGAGAGAGGGCCCUGCGGGAGAGAAAGGCAUCCAAGGUUUACCAGGCCCUCAGGGGCCUGUUGGGUACCCAGGGACCCGUGGAGUCAAGGGAGCAGAUGGAGUUAGGGGUCUAAAAGGGAGCAAAGGAGAGAAGGGAGAAGAUGGCUUCCCAGGGUUCAAAGGUGACAUGGGCAUCAAGGGAGACAAGGGUGAUAACGGCGCUACUGGUGCUCGUGGAGAGGAUGGACCAGAGGGGCCAAAGGGCCAAGCAGGGCCCCUGGGGGAUGGAGGAGCUAUUGGGAUAGCUGGCGAGAAGGGUAAACUUGGUGUGCCCGGAUUGCCAGGAUACCCAGGAAGACAAGGUCCUAAGGGAUCACUUGGCUUCCCCGGUGUGGCCGGGGCCUUGGGAGAGAAAGGACGAAGGGGUCCAGCUGGUCAGCCGGGGUCUGGGGGCCAAAGAGGUCCUAAUGGAGCCCGGGGGGGAAGAGGAGCAAAGGGGCCCACUGGAAAGCCUGGAGAAAAGGGUUCUGCUGGACAAGAUGGUCCUCAAGGAUCCCCCGGAGAACAGGGCCCCCAAGGACCACAGGGAAGAAACGGUGAAGCAGGACCUAGAGGGCCUAAUGGUCCACCUGGAAAAGAUGGAUUACCAGGUCAUCCAGGCCAGAGAGGGGAACCAGGCUUUCAAGGCAAGAACGGACCCCCCGGGCCCUCAGGUGUUGUUGGACCGCAGGGUAAAUCUGGUGAGACAGGACCAACUGGAGACAGAGGCCAUCCAGGUUCACCGGGACCACCGGGUGAGCAGGGUUUACCAGGAUCAGCCGGAAAGGAGGGUGCCAAGGGAGACCCGGGUCCAUCAGGAGCCUUGGGGAAAAGUGGCCCUGCUGGGCUCCAAGGCUUCAGAGGGAGCAGAGGGACCAACGGUGCAAUGGGUCCUGCAGGUCUGAAGGGAGGCGAGGGUCUACCUGGUGUUGCAGGCGCUAUUGGUGCCACCGGAGAGAGGGGCCCCGCUGGGCCGGCUGGCGCUAUCGGCCAGCCAGGACGGCACGGCGGCGUGGGUCCCGCUGGGCCGAUGGGAGAGAAAGGGGAGCCAGGAGAGAAGGGGCCUGUGGGGCCGGCUGGGCAAGACGGGGAACUGGGACCUGCAGGGUUGCCAGGGGCUGCAGGAUCUCUUGGACCUCCAGGAGAGGAUGGAGACAAGGGAGAGACAGGAGGACUAGGUCAGAAGGGCAGCAAAGGAGACAAAGGAGAAGGGGGACCCCCAGGACCUGUUGGAAGUCAAGGGCCUGUGGGCCAACCAGGACUGCCAGGUGCAGAUGGUGAGCCAGGUCCUCGUGGGCAGCAGGGAAUGAAUGGGGCGAAAGGAGAUGAAGGACAUAGAGGCUUUAAGGGGGCAUCUGGUCCUUCUGGACUACAGGGUAUGCCAGGACCACCAGGAGACAAAGGAGAAAGCGGGCAUGUGGGCUCAAUGGGGCCUCCAGGACAGCAUGGCCCACGAGGCCCCCAGGGGUCCAUUGGUGGAGAGGGCCCACCUGGAAUGACUGGUGGAGUUGGUCAGCCUGGACUUGUUGGAGAGAAGGGUGAGGACGGAGAAGGUGGAGACCCUGGGUCAGUUGGAGAGCCCGGCAUUGCCGGGGCUAAAGGCGAUGUGGGGGAGAAGGGUGACUCUGGCCCUCCUGGUGCAGCUGGGCCUCCAGGAUCCAGAGGAACACCGGGGGAGGAUGGACCCAAAGGCAACCUUGGCCCUAUUGGGUUCCCUGGAGAUUCAGGACCUCCUGGAGAACCUGGCGUCAAUGGAGUAGAUGGUGGACCGGGGCCAAAAGGAGACAAUGGAGAACCUGGCAAAGCAGGACAUGCAGGAGCCUCUGGAGAGCCAGGUCCUACAGGACCUCCUGGACGGAGGGGUCAUAUAGGUGCUGCAGGAAAAGAAGGGAAGCAAGGCAUGAAGGGAGCCAAGGGGACGACAGGAACCCAGGGUUCAGUGGGGAAGACCGGCCCAGUGGGACCCCAAGGGCAGCCAGGGAGGUCUGGCCCAGAAGGUCUCCGAGGCAUCCCAGGGCCCGCGGGUGAGCAAGGGUUAAAUGGGCCACCAGGACAAACUGGACCACCCGGACCAAUAGGGCCACCAGGGCUUCCAGGAUUAAAAGGAGACCCUGGAAACAAGGGAGAUAAAGGUCAUGGUGGGUUGAUCGGUCUAAUUGGGCCCCCAGGAGAACCUGGCGAGAAGGGAGAUAGAGGCCUGCCAGGGAACCAGGGUACACAAGGACCUAAAGGAGAUGAGGGGACGCCUGGCACACCUGGUCCCACUGGCCCACUUGGACCACCUGGACUGUCAGGUGUAGCUGGUGAUAAAGGAUCAAAGGGAGAAACGGGUAUGGUUGGUCCCAGAGGAGAUACAGGCCCUGCUGGCCCCCCCGGACCCCCAGGACCCCCUGCGACAAUGAUUGAGCCCCUGCCUAUCAGGGAGGGCAGGCGGAAGAGACGAAGGCACUCUGACCGUGCAGGAGGAGCAGCCCCAUCCAGAGAGGAGGAUGUGGAUCUGGAUGUGGAGGAGUUCCUCCAGGGAGAUCAGCCUCUAGAGGACGCUGAGGGAAUGGAAGAAGUCUUUGCCACCCUGUCUUCAAUGAAAACAGAAGUGGAGGUGAUGAGGAGGCCCCUAGGAACCUUUGAGAGCCCUGCCCGGACCUGCAAAGAGCUCAUGAUGGUCCAGCCUGACUACAAAGAUGGAGACUACUGGAUUGAUCCUAACCAGGGCUGUCACAGAGACUCCAUCAAGGUCUACUGUAACUUCACAGCUGAUGGAGAGACAUGUCUCUACCCUGACAAGAGGAUUGAGAAUGUGAAAUUAGCAGCGUGGAACAAAGAGAAGCCAGGAAGCUGGUACAGCCAAUACAGGAAAGGCAAGCAGUUCUCCUACAGUGACAGGGAUGGGAACCCUGUGCAUGUAGUUCAGCUGACCUUCCUCAAACUACUGAGCGCCACAGCCAAGCAGAGCUUCACCUAUACCUGUCAGAACUCAGCAGGCUGGUUUGACAGCACAUCCCUCUCCUACCAGCUUGCCCUCCGCUUCCGGGGCAGCAAUGACGAGGAGCUGACACAAGCCAAAAGCCCCUUCAUCAGUGCAGUGCAUGAUGGAUGCCAGUUCCGCAAAGGUCAGGAAAGGACUGUUCUAGAGAUUGACUCCCCCUCGGCAGAGCUGCUUCCUAUUAUAGAUGUGGCUCCAGCAGACUUUGGCAACAGCAACCAGAAGUUUGGAUUCCAAGUUGGACGAGUAUGCUUCAAUGGUUAAAAUAUUGCCAAAAAACAACAAAAAGACCUGCACAGCAAGUUUUUAGUAAAAGAAAUUGGACUUUUACCGCUGCCCCAAGCAAUAUUUAUUAUAUUAUGUUCCUGUAUGUGGUGAGUUUGUUGUAUAUUAUUCAAGACUCUUCAGCAGCCAAUGAAAUAGCUUCUAUGGCUUUACAACAAUAAGAAGAAUGACAAAAAAGAGGACAACUACCAGUGGGAACAAAGCACAUUUACCAAAGGGAAAUAAUCCUAUUAGAUAUGUUUAAUUUUAAGUGUUUUUGUUUUCUUUUUCUCUCUCACUGUUUGAGUGUGCUGCAAUUGAUCCUCUAGGAUUAUGAGGACUGCACCACUUGACGAUGACCACUUAUAAACAAGACAGAUCUGUCCGAUGAGACCAGAAAGGAAUAGUCUGUCAUUCUGCGGUAUGGGUCUUUUCAGACCUUGGAUGAACUAGUUGCUCCCUGAUGUUUUACAAAGACUACAACGAGACGUUGUCAUACUCAUUUGCAUGCUCAGAUUUCACUUUAAUGACAAUUGCAUAGCAAUUGUGAACUAGCCUAGCAUAUUAAUUCCACACAAGCACCGUCAUUAAUGUCCUGUGUGCAGGAAUGAUAAAUUGUCCUUUAUAUCCUUCAACUGCAGUUUGCUCAGUGAAUUACCUUGAUUAGUAUUCAAUAGGCAUAGCUAGUUAUUGAACCCGAAAUUUACUUGAACAGAUAAAGUUGUUUCCUUUAUUGGACUGCUUCCCUCCAUGGGCUUGAUAAUAAGCUUUAUGAGCCCACCAUAUUCCCAAGGACUACAGUACUGUAUAUGUCAGACUAACAUCCAUUCUACUGUGGUAUGGACAUACUAUGACAUACCUCAGCAACUAGGUUGGGGAUAUUCCAGGGCAAGAAUUAAGAGCAUGCUAGUUAAAAUGUUCUCUAGUCUUACAGUAACUGCAGUUCUUUAUACCAAGAGAAAUUUCACGCAUCUCUCGAAAGCAUUUUAUAACUGCUGUUUUCAUGUUUCUGCCCCAUUCAAGAGUUUCUUGUUUUCUCUGUUUUGUUCAUAUGUUGAAAUUUGACUAUUGGAUAUGUUUCUGCAUGUUCAUUUGACAUGAUUUGCUCUUCGGUGCUAUAGAUGAUCCUGUUAUUUUUGUGUCACUGUGUUUGAAUGUCUCUGUGGGCAGGAUUAUAGGGCUACAGAAGGAGAGGGUUAUUGCUCAGCAGCACAAAACAACCUCAGAGGCUGGGCACUAGUCUACUGUGUUUUUUUGCACAUCUUCUGGGUGAUUGUGCCAAUUUCACAGGGCCAGUGAAAGGAGGUUAGGGACAGUUCAGAGCAAUGUGGUUGAUAGCUUUGAAGGCAAAAUUCAUCUUAAACCGAAUUUAUAUCGUGCUGUUUCACUGAUAUUGGAUAGUUAAGCCAGUAUCUAAGAAUACAAACAACUGUCUACUUAAACUAGAAAUUACAGCAUCAGAACUGGAGUUAAAAGUGUCAUCAGGUAACGUGAGAACCUAAUCCAUUGUAGGUUUUAUUAAUAUAUUUCUUUCAAAUUAUCUUUGAAAAUUGUAGAGCCUUGAAUCACAAAUUGUCCUCACAUCCCAGUGCCAUUAUAAAGCCAUGUUAUUCCAUUAUUCACUGUUUGUGGAGCAGCUCCAGGAUUUGUUUUUAGAUGACACUAUUACUACAGCUGUGAAAUAUUACAGAAAUGACGUAUGUAUGUGAAUUCCAUUUUACGCAUGAUUUUCCCUUCAGCAAAUGAAAUCUUAAUGCUCUGUCUAUCUUCUCCGACUCAAACAGUAGGCUGUGUGCCCAGCGUGUGUUCUGUUUCACAGCAUUUAAACAUUCCAGUAAUUAACUCCUCUCUUUCUGUCCCAUCCUGCGCUGUCCCUCCUGUGUAUAUUGUUUGUUGUACUAAUUUUAUAUACUGUACAGUUAUUCUGAGGACUUUAUGAGCAGUAAUCUGCUGCCUGAAUGAAAAACAAGUGUAUUUGUCAAAAAUGGAUGUGCGAAUAAAAAUAAACAAGAAAUCA
This is a messenger RNA of Perca fluviatilis (European perch), 7823 nucleotides long. RefSeq names its product collagen, type V, alpha 3a (gene col5a3a). The record is from RefSeq and is a predicted model, not a curated record. Gene Ontology annotation, molecular function: extracellular matrix structural constituent. NCBI's taxonomy places the organism in Eukaryota, Metazoa, Chordata, Actinopteri, Perciformes, Percidae. The transcript has 67 exons. The coding region runs from base 173 to 5806 and encodes 1877 amino acids.